Messenger RNA from Linum tenue, 2189 nucleotides. The record is from the annotation of a GenBank genome assembly. NCBI's taxonomy places the organism in Eukaryota, Viridiplantae, Streptophyta, Magnoliopsida, Malpighiales, Linaceae.
CUCAAAUGCCUCCGCGACUGAUUAAUUCAUUCUCUGAUUAUGAUCAGUCACUCCCAACUCCACAUGAAAAAAACACACAGAGCUCCUCUUACAUCAUGGAUUCAACUGUUAAUGUUGUUUAAUUUUGUUUGAAAUCAUCGUAGAUAGAAAAAAAGGCAUCUGGUUCAAGGACUCUUUCCAUGUUCUUUCGAUCAGAGUGUCCAUUCAUGGUUCCUUUAGGCAUUCUCGGCAAUGGUUGAUCCCAGCUUAAUAAAGGGCGCAGUUUGACGUUCAUUUCUUCAUUGGUUUGACAAGAACUACUGGAUUUAAUAAAAAAGCCGGAUUCUCACCUUGUUAGAGUCUUUUUUUUUUUUCCUUUUUAUCAAUUUUAUGUUAGAAGGAAAGUACAAAAAAAAGAUAUGACAAUGGAGCCUUUAUGCGACUGUUGUACCACGGAGAAAGCAGUGGUUUAUUGCAAAUCAGAUUUAGCUAGACUAUGCUUAAAGUGUGAUGGCUACGUGCAUUCAGCCAACUUGCUAUCCCGUAGGCACCAACGAUCCCUUCUCUGCGACAAGUGCAAUUCACAACCUGCAACAAUUCGGUGUUUGGAUGAGAACCUUUCAGUAUGCGAAGGUUGUGAAUGGAGUAAUGCUAAUGGAUGCUCAACUUCAGGACAUAGGCUACAACCACUAAAUUACUACACAGGUUGCCCUACUUUGUCAGAGUUUUUUGGAAUAUUGACUUCAGUUCUCGAGGUUCCUUCUUUGGCCGAUGGAUUUGAUCCUGGAUUGAAACAGCCUCCAUCACUACCAUUGUCUCUUGUUAACUUGCAAGCCAAUGAGAUUUCAGGGAGUGGUAGUUUUGACCAAAGGUCCAACGAUGGUGGUUUCAAGCAACUGGAUCCUUUGGUGGGGGUUCCUCCACCACCUAUUGCUCCACCGAAUACGAGUUACAUUCAGUACUAUAGAGAUCAAUCGACUUUCCUACCAGAAGAAUCAAGCGUACUAAAGGGUUGUUCAAAUCUUAAAGAUCUUGGAUUGCAUGAUGGUGAAGAUCUCUGUGAUGGUUUAAAUAUGGAUGAUGUUCAAUUGAAUUUUGAACAUGCCGAUGAUUUAUUUGGAUGUCUACAAAGUAAUGCGAGAAGCACAUUUGAAGAUUUGGGGAAAGAUUGCAAGACAAUUGAGAGGAACUUGUCGUUUACAGAAUCAAAUGGUCCAAUCGAGAAUUUUACAGAGGUGAAUCAUGUUGCCGCUGGAUCGAGUAAUCUUGUGCCAGCUAUAAGUGGUGGUAGCAAUUGCUUUUACAUGACCCCAAAUUGUAACAACAGAAAUAUCAACCUAGGGUUCCCUAAUGGCACUGGUCAAGUUCAUUCGAGCAUCUCUCUCUCUUUGUCCAACAUUAGUGGUGAAAGUAGUGUUGCUGAUCACCAAGAUUGUGGCUUGUCACCGACAUUUUUUAGUGUCGAAUCUCCAUGGGACUCGACCUUGGAACCUAGCGGCCCACAUGCUAGGGUCCAAGCGAAGUUGAGGUACAAUGAAAAGAAGAAGACACGAAGGUUUGGGAAGCAAAUAAGAUACGCAUCUCGCAAAGCGAGGGCUGAUACAAGAAAAAGAGUGAAAGGAAGAUUUGUCAAAGCUGGCGAAUCAUACGAUUAUGACCCUAAUACUCCAACAAGCGACUUCUGAAAUGAAGCUACCAACCAUCUUUUGGUUUUAUUUGUCAAUGAUGGCAUCUUAUUAAGUCAUGAAAAGUGGCUUUUGCAAGUUGCGGUCAGAAAAUCAGUCUCUUCCACUUUUUGAAGAGGGGAUAAGGUGUUAUUUGGUUAACUCCAAACCAUUGUUGUUAACAGGUUAUGUCCCUCUAGAUCACUUUGGAAACCUACACACAUGUUCCUUUUUGUACCAUUUUUUUCUUACUUUUCAAAUUUUUUGCUUCAUUCAUCUUUGCUUUUAUCAUACAACAGAGUUCUCAACAGUGUCGUCGACCGGCUCUCUUAGAUGUCGACAUGCAUGACAAGUGAAAGCGAAUUACAUCUGCAGCAGAACACCUCAGAUAUCAUAUAUAAUAAUAUUCUUGCUUUAGCCAAUGACUCAUUCCUUUCUCUUCUCGUAGAAGGCUCAUGGAAGUUCAAUAAACACGCACAUAAGUCAUACACUAUGAAAGAUAAUUUUAUGCCUUCAAGAUCCACAUGACCUUCAAUUUUUUGCGAU